AUGAGGGUGGGCGCCUGGGUUGGUCGCAAGCUCUUCGACCCCGAAGCAACAGAGCCUCCAUCCCCUUACUUGCACCUUGCGAAGCUGGCAGAGAUCGCAUUGCGCCCUCUCAAAGUGGUUAUGGAGCCUUUUGUCUCCGGGACGUACUACCAGAAGAAUAUCUACAAACGAUUCUUGCAGCGUGCUCUCUGGAGCCCUGUCGCGAAACAGAACUUCUUGGCCGUUGGAAUUCCUGUAGCGUGUGUGGUGCUGUUGGCCGGGUCUCUGGUGAGCCUGCUGGCUUUUACGCUCAUCAUCCUGGUGCUGCCAGCCGUGGGUUUUCGACUCACAGGCAUUCGCUACACGCUCAACCUCAGCCUAUUCGGCCUCUUUGGUGAUCGCUUUGCCGAGGAGUGUGAGAUUUUUGCGCUGGUCCGGACGGAAGCUGCUUCGGACGAUUUUCGAAGCAUGCGAAGUGACCUAAAGGACCUCAGCAAGAUUGUUGUGAUUGUGAUAGAAGAUAGUUUGUGGUGGUUGCUUCUCGGCCCGGAAAAAGGAGGGCUUCGGGCAUGUCUUGGGUCAGUAUCUUGCAGUAAGUAUGAUGUCGCAAAUCAUACUGGACACGGAAUCUUGUGCAACAAUGUCGAUGCAUGA
This is a messenger RNA of Symbiodinium necroappetens, 633 nucleotides long. Lineage: Eukaryota; Dinophyceae; Suessiales; Symbiodiniaceae. The record is from the annotation of a GenBank genome assembly.